AUGGCGUCUCUUGAAAACAACUCACUUUGCAACAAAAUCUUCAAGAAGGAAGAUUGGAUUGGGCGCUUUCAAAAACUCGAACUUGACGCACUGAUCUUUGGCAUUGGUCUUGAUGCAGAUAAUUCUGGCUCCGACAAGCAAGACGAAGAGACCUAUGCGGUUUUGUGUGUGGCGAAAAAGGGAAGUAAAUAUCCCGUCGAGCACUAUCCUUCUGAAUUCCCAGAGAGACAGCUGUUCCUUGACUGCCUCCAUCCAUACACAUGGAUUAAGGACGAGUGCGCUAUUCACAUUACUGAACCAAACAUUGUCUUAAACGUCAGUGAUUAUUUCAGGAGCAACCAAACCCUCUCUGGGGAACUGGCACCACAUAUGGAUGGAGAUAAGCUUAAGCCAAGUGAUGAAGUCAAGGCUUAUGCUCUUACCUUUAAUGAGAUUCCUCAGAGCGUUUCAGCCUUUUUCAUUAAUGGAAAUCUUUAUAUUGAGAUUGGAAUCUGGGAUGAACGGGCUAUGUGGCAAUUUAAAAGGAAUAUACACAACGAAAACACGAUAGAUUACACCUUAAAUUCUCUCAUCAGUCUGAGUAUAGCAGAUUGA
Ilyonectria robusta is the source of this 594-nucleotide messenger RNA. RefSeq lists its product as uncharacterized. The record is from RefSeq and is a predicted model, not a curated record. The transcript has 2 exons. The coding region runs from base 1 to 594 and encodes 197 amino acids. NCBI's taxonomy places the organism in Eukaryota, Fungi, Ascomycota, Sordariomycetes, Hypocreales, Nectriaceae.